AAACAUCAGGGACACAGGACACUGGAGUGAUAGAAACAAAGGGGACACAUGGCACUGGAGUGAUAGAAACAUCUGGGACAUAGGACACUGGAGUGAUAGAAACAUCAAGGACACAGGACACUGGAGUGAUAUAAACAUCGGGGACACAGGACACUGGAGUAUAGAAACAUCGAGGACACAUGACACGGGAGUGAUAGUAACAUUGGGGACACAUAACACUGGAGUGAUAGCAACAUAG
This is a messenger RNA of Candidula unifasciata, 238 nucleotides long. The record is from the annotation of a GenBank genome assembly. Lineage: Eukaryota; Metazoa; Mollusca; Gastropoda; Stylommatophora; Geomitridae.